UUUCAGUUCGGUUUGCAAACCUCGACUUCUGGCAGCAAUGAUGUCUGGGGGAAAUCAAAGUGAAUGCAUUACAGUGAGAAUCGGACAUUCACUGAACGAGGCUGAGAAGAACCAUGUGACUAGCAGGAGAGAAUCAGUUCUGGAGUGUCUUAAAAGACAUGAGAUACAUUGUAGCCUGGAAGAGAUGCCCAACAUCGCACUGGUGGCUUCAGGAGGAAGUGAAAGAGCGAUGUUGGGUUUGCUGGGAUCACUGCUUGCACUGUUUCAAGAUGAUCUGUUGGACUGCGUGCUGUAUCUUGCUGGACUCUCUGGAUCGACCUGGUGCAUGGUGUCUUUAUACAAAGAGCCUAAUUGGUCCAGCAAGCUGGAAAAAGUGAAAGAAGACAUUCAAAAUAAACUUGGUGGAAACAUCAGUUUCAAGGAAAAAUGUAAAAAACUCAAAAGAUACUACAGAGAAAAAGACAACUUCAGUUUGACAGACUUCUGGGCAGUGCUAUAUAUAACCAUGAUUGUGAAAGAGAUAGAUGAGCAAACUUUCUCUGAUCUGAGAAGCAAACAGAGCACAAAAGAUCCUUAUCCCAUCUACACCGUGAUUGAUAAGCAGAGCCAUGAGGAUAAACUAGAUGCUGAUACGUUUGUUGAGAUCACGCCACAUGAGACUGGCUACUCCAUCCCCGGGGCCUUUGUAGAUACUUCCAGUUUCGGAAGUCAGUUUGACCAAGGAGCUCAAAUAAAAGACCAGCCCGAGAUGGACAUGAUGUUCCUGCAAGGUCUCUGUGGUAGUGGUCUUGCUAGCAUUGAGAAAAUACUAGAGGAACUGUUAACUUUAAUCAAAGAUUUAAUUUCGGGUGAGUUAGACAUGAUGGGUGACUAUGCGUCUUCAGACAUAAAACAAACAGACAUUCGCUCCCUCAGCCCUCCACAUGCUGACGAGGCUGGCCAAGUGCUUUUGAAUCUUGUGGAAGUGAAUCGUCUGGUUUUAAGAGAGGAGGAUCCUUCAUCUCAUAUUACAGUCCUGAACGACUUACUGAGAGGAAAUCUGCAGCAAGAUAAACAUGAGAACUUGUUCACCAUGUCGAAAAAAAUUAACAAGAAGACCGUUAAGGAAUACACACUAUAUAUAUGUGACCUGCAGACAUCCUGGAAUCUGACAUGCAAUAGGAUAUGGGAGAACAUUGCUAAAUGCAUUGAGUUAGUAGUUUGCUGGGUCUGGGGCACAACAUACAAUUUUCUGCACAACAUGACAGCGGCGGAGGUUUCUCCUUCUGUCUGUGGAGAGACAAUAAGGCAAUAUGUUGAUGCUGGGAUUGCCAUCAACUCACCUUUUUUACCAUUGCUGAGGAGAGAGAGACACAUUGAUCUCAUCGUUUCACUCGAUUUCAGUGAAAAUGACCCAUUUGAGUCACUAACAGAAACAGCUAAAAUGUGCAAAAGACUACACAUUGACUUCCCUGAAGUUCCUAAAAUGUCAAAAGAAGAGAAAUCUGCUCCAAAGGACUUUUAUGUGUUUGAAGGCCACAAUGCACCGGCUGUAAUUCAUAUUCCUCUUUUCAACAUUGUGAAUUGUGACGAUAAAGCUGAAAUUAAACGUUUGAAGCAUAAAUAUACGACCUUUCAAGGUCCCUACUCCAGUGACCUGAUCGAGGAACUACUGGAGAAAGCGGGAUUGAACAUCAAAAAUAACAAAAGGAGCCUUCUGACAGAGAUUAAGAAAAUCAUCCAAAGGAAGCAAUCACAUAUUUGUUCCUUUUGUUGAUUCUCAGGUGU
This is a messenger RNA of Sinocyclocheilus grahami, 1767 nucleotides long. RefSeq names its product cytosolic phospholipase A2 gamma (gene pla2g4c). Lineage: Eukaryota; Metazoa; Chordata; Actinopteri; Cypriniformes; Cyprinidae. The record is from RefSeq and is a predicted model, not a curated record. Bases 38 to 1756 code for a protein of 572 amino acids. The transcript is spliced from 14 exons. Gene Ontology annotation, cellular component: cytosol; nuclear envelope; nucleoplasm. Gene Ontology annotation, biological process: glycerophospholipid catabolic process. Gene Ontology annotation, molecular function: calcium ion binding; calcium-dependent phospholipid binding.